CAGCGCUGUCUAUGUCCGGGUUGCUCGCCGUUCCCUGAGUAGCCGCUACCGCCCGGUUCGCCGCUCCUGCUCCGGGCGCGACACCCACUUCAGGGACCGGUGCGGCGGUGGGGCCUCCCCGCGCGGCGAGCGGGAGGGCGGCAGGGCCCGGCGGGGGGUGGAGAGGAGCAGUGCGGGACGGGGCUCCUCUCGUCUCCUCACCGCCGGUCUCGGGAGGCGGCGGCGGCGGCGGCCGGGGGGGGGGGCGCGGUGAGCCCGGGGGGGGCCUCGGCUGCGGGCCCCGGCAGCGGGGCGGCCCCCACCCGGAGGCAGGACGAUGCCGGUGAAGAAGAAGAGGAAGUCCUCGGGGUCGGCGGCUGCAGCGGCGGACGACACCGGCCUCAAGAAAUGUAAACUCGGCAGCUAUUGCAGAUCACAAGCCUCUGGUAAAGUCAUAAGUGGAGAGGAACAUUUUUCAAGCAAAAAGUGCCUGGCUUGGUUUUAUGAAUAUGCAGGUCCCGAUGAAGUUGUGGGGCCCGAAGGAAUGGAAAAGUUCUGUGAAGACAUCGGUGUUGAGCCUGAAAAUAUUAUUAUGUUAGUUUUAGCCUGGAAACUAGAGGCUGAAAGCAUGGGAUUUUUUACCAAGGAAGAAUGGUUAAAAGGAAUGACCUCAUUACAGUGUGACUGUACAGAAAAAUUGCAGAGUAAAUUUGACUUCCUGCGGUCACAAUUGAAUGACAUUUCAUCCUUUAAGAAUAUCUACAGAUAUGCCUUUGAUUUUGCAAGGGAUAAAGACCAGCGAAGUCUUGAUAUUGAUACUGCAAAAUCCAUGUUAGCUCUUCUGCUUGGAAGAACUUGGCCACUGUUUUCAGUAUUUUAUCAAUACCUUGAGCAAUCGAAGUAUAGAGUUAUGAACAAGGAUCAGUGGUACAAUGUGCUGGAGUUCAGCAGAACUGUCCAUGCAGAUCUUAGCAACUAUGAUGAAGAUGGUGCAUGGCCUGUACUUCUGGAUGAAUUUGUUGAAUGGCAAAAAGUUCGUCAAGCAUCAUAGCAAGAAUUCAAAAGAAAAUGCAAAAGUUUUUUUGGUGCCCGCCUGUACACAAACUAAUGAGACAAACAAAGGAUUGCAUUUUCAUUCUUAAGAAAGACUUUGCAGUAAUUUUUUUCCUUUUUUAAGGAAAAUUUCUUGUUACAUGUGAUAUGGGCAUUGAACCACACCUCUUCUGAGACUGAAAGUUGGAGUUCUUGUUUUGAGUCUUAUGUUUAUAGCAUUUAUUUCAGAACAAUAAAGAUUCAGAUUUGUGACAAAGGCCUAAAAGUGAAGAAUGUCCCUUGAAUGUGAGUGUGGUGUCUAUUUUUAAAACCAAAUCUUUAAGAUUAUCUUUCUCAGAAGUGCCCUUUGCUAUGAAUUUUUGAAGACCUUAAAAAUGCUUAACUGGCACUGUUGAUUGCUGAUGGUAUGAUUGUCUUGUGUGACAAACAUUAGAAAGAAUGACUGAUUUUUUGGAGUCCUGGGUGGGAGUGUGCUAAUUUCCGUGUUAAGUAUUGGUCAUCGGUUGUGCCACAGUUUUCAGCUCCUUGUGGAGAUAAAGGCCUUAAACUCUUUUUUCUUUUUUUUUUUCUUUUUCAUUCAAUACCCACCCAGUGGCACGGCAUUUAAUGUCAGGCCCUUGUAAAGCAGAAGGCUGUAGAGCAUAUGGCUCUGUAUGCAGAAUGGCUGAAAACUAGUUGCCUGUACUUCAGAUGGUGAACAGAAAUACUCUUUGGUACAGCAAGGCAGCUUCAAAUUUUUAUUACAAUUCAGACUUUGGAUUGCUUUGUAUAAAAAAGUGCAAUUUGUAUUUUAAAAGGGAAGGCUGGAAAGACUUGGUUUCAAGCUUUGCUUCUUAUGUGUUUUAGACUGGAAGCAUUCACAACAUGACUUUUUUUAAUCUCCCUGGAUGUUUUUCAUAAUGUAAGUCAAGAAGAGACUAUUAAAUCACCUACCUUUGACCUGUAUAUAACAGGCUAUUAUUUUUUACCCUAUUAUUCCAUGUAUUGGAUCCAAUAACUACUGCAAUUGCCCUUUUAGGUGCUCAGUAUUCGUGGCAACUUUUAAAUAGAGUAGAAGUUUGUCACUCUACCUUCCUGCCCAGGAGACCCAAUGCCACCCUUGAGAAGGAAAGGGAUUUUAAUAAGUGAGUGUGAGAAACCAAAACAGAAUGAGCAAAUGAAGCAUUUGUAACUUCUACUUUAUUGUAUAAAAAUAUUAUGUAGACUGUGAUAAUGCCACGAGACUCAGUUGGUGAUCAAGGCCUCAUUGUGCCAAACAUUUCAACAGCUUGAAGUAGGAAUAGACAAUGUAAGCUAGGCAUGACUUGAAGAUCUUUGCCUCAGGGAAAUGACUUCUGUUUUGCACGUCCCUUAUUCAGACUAACAAGCAUGAGUUUUCCUGUCUUUAAGGAGAGCUUUAUUCCCAAGAUGAAUUUUUUUUUUACAAGGAGGAGGAAAGAGGAAAAAAAAAGAUACGAGGAGAAAUAGUAAUAAGUGGGACAAACUAGUAGCGUGUGCUUGUGCUCUUGCUCUACUAGAGGACCACUCUUGCAACUUACUCUCCAGACCUGCUUGCUGUGGGCUUCAGGAAGCAGUGCAGUGGUGGUCCAUGGGCUGCUCUGCAAGUCAUCUGGUAGUGCAGCUGAACCUUAGAAGCUUGGUGAGAAAACAAAACAAAGAAAAAGAACAGUUGAGAUACUUGGAAGGUCUCUGCUUGUACAGUAGCUAGUGUGUGUGUAUGCAAAUGCAUGCACUACAGCUGUUCUAAGUAUUUUUCCACCGUUUUUUAAGGGAAGUACUUAAUUUUAGACCUCAUGUAGGCUGCAGCAGUUACCUUCAAUAUGUUACAAGUUGUCCAUUUGCAUUGUUGAUAAUUCUGAUUUCACUCAUAACAGAGUGCCUUUCAUUUGGAAAUUGCCCUACCCCACAGAAAGUUAGUGCCAGAAUGAGAUUAACUUCAAGAGUCCCAAGAUCUACUGGUAGAGUGAGGUCCCCAGAUGUGCAGAUAAACACACGCUAAUUAACUUACGUCAAGGGAGGUACUGCUGUAUACUAAAUCUAUGCAGAGGCACUGAUUUUGAAAUGACUUUCUCAAAUUCACUGCAAUGGCUCUCCUUGCCAAGUAUGUUUAGUCCCUAUUAUAACUGGGAAAUUCUCUUUCCAGAAUACCACUUGAAAUACCACUGAGAAGAUGAAUAUUUUAUAAUGUGAUUUAAAAAAGAAAAAGAGAAAAUCAUCUUUUGUAGGUAACUGCAAACUGUUGUGAAUUCAAUUUAAACCAGUUGGUCCUAGAGGAUGGAGUGAUGCAUCUACCAAUCCAAGGUGGUCAAGUACUUACCAUUAAGGUGUAAGACACUAUGUGAUGUAUCAUUUGUAUCUCUGUUAAGGUUUUAUCAGUAUUCCUGUGAUAAAUCCGUGUUUCAGGGAUUUAUAACUUGGUUGUGUGUGUGACUGAAAAUCAUCAGUUACUGUAAAACUUUGACUGGGAAUGAAUGUAUUUAAACUACUUAAAAUCAAUAUAGUUUUUUCAAAUUUGAAUAAAAUAGGUUUUUAAGUUAUGUUUUGUGCUCAAAACUGCAAUCAGAAUUAUUGUUUAAAUGUGAACUAAUGGCUUGUACAGUUUGAUUGUGAGCUGAUCACUUCUAUUAGCUGUCUUUUAUUAAAUCACCUUACAGCUUACUGUGGAUAAGUGCUGAAAGCUGUUUAUUUAUUUUUUUAAUUUUGUGCAUGUCCACAAGCCAAAACUGAGUUCAGCUAAAUGCUUUCUUUAGUCUUUGAAUUUUAAUUUUGCUUUGCUCAAGUGCAUUUCGGUCUAUCGAAUUAAAAAAAGUGACACCUUAUUUCUCAGUAUUCCAAGAUGAAAGUUCACAGGUGAAAUAUGCUGCCACAGUUAUGACAAAAAUCAAAGGUGAAAUGUCUUCCAAAACUAAAUGAUAGUGGUGUCUAUCUUGAUGUUAUAAACUUCACUUUAAUCUCACUCUCAUUUCUUGAUAUUAAUUCUUCCUAACAUAACUAAAUUUUCCUAGUUUUCUUAGACAACUAACAGUUUUGGUUUUUAAAUCUGAAAAUGUCCACCUAUUCAUGGAAAAAGCCAUACUGGUAGAUUGGAAUGUAAUAUUUCUCCUAUGUAAAAAUGUGAUCUUGAAUUAAACAGUCACGUAUGUUUACCAAUGU
Molecule: messenger RNA, 4185 nt
Organism: Grus americana (Whooping crane)
Lineage: Eukaryota; Metazoa; Chordata; Aves; Gruiformes; Gruidae
Gene: DCUN1D5
Product: defective in cullin neddylation 1 domain containing 5
Exons: 8
Coding region: 317-1030 (237 amino acids)
Biological process (GO): protein neddylation; positive regulation of ubiquitin-protein transferase activity
Cellular component (GO): ubiquitin ligase complex
Molecular function (GO): ubiquitin conjugating enzyme binding; ubiquitin-like protein binding; cullin family protein binding
Source: RefSeq, a predicted model, not a curated record